CCGGCACAGCGCCCCCGCCGGCACCGGCAGCACCAGCGCCGUCCCGGAAGGGCCCGGCGGACGUAGCGGGGCCGGGUCGGCCAUGAGGGCCGCGCUGGUGGGGUACAGCAGCUCGGAGGGGGAGGAAGAGGAGGAAGAGGGACGGCGGGGUGGCGGCGCGCAAGUCCCCCCCCCGGCCAGCGCCGGCCGCCCCCGCCUGCCCGCCCCCGCCGGCCUGCCGGGCGAUCCGGAGCCGGAGGAGGCCCUUAGCGACGACAGCUCCCGGCACGGCGGCCGCGUCCGCGGCUUCCCCCACGAGCGGGGCAACUGGGCCACCCACGUCUACCUGCCCUACAGAGUCCAGGAGGAAUUCUUGGAACUGCUGGAGCUCCUGGUCUCCCGUGCUCGCACCUAUGUCUCCUCACUGGCUGCCAUGGAGGAGUUCCACCUCAGCCUCUCGCAGUGUGUGGUGCUGCGCUACCACUGGAUAGAGCCCUUCAUCCGCUCCCUCAGGGAGCACCUGGCCUCCUUCCACAGUUUCUUCUGUGUGGCGGAUCAAGUGAAGGUUUACACCAACCAGAACAAAACCAGGACCUUUAUUGGCUUGGAGGUCUCUGCUGGGCAUUUCCAGCUGCUGGAGCUGGUCUCGGAGGUGGACAGAGUUCUGGAGGAAUUUGACCUCCCCACAUUCUACAAGGACCCGUCGUUCCAUAUCAGCUUGGCCUGGUGCGUCGGGGACCUGUCUGGCAGGCUAGAAGGGCAGUGUCUGCGGGAGCUCCAGGACAUUGUGGAUGGGUUUGAGGACUCGGCCCUCCUGCUGCGUGUCCAGUGGGAGCAAAUCCGUUGCAAGUCGGGGAACAAGUACUUCUCCUUCCCCUUGAGGUAGGGGCCGGUGGGGCUGUGCGUUUCAGAGCCUCGAGGACCCUGAUGUUCAAUCAAGGACCGUUCUCCAGUGCAGCUCGGAAUGGUGUGGGCCGUCACGCACCUUCUGUGCUCUUCUUGCCUUCUCAGCAUCUCUGGGGUGUUUGUGGCCUCAAGCCAGGCUACUUCCAAGUCUGAAUUUCUGGCUGAAGAAAUGUGUGUUUGCAGCAGAUUUCGCCCGUGCUGCUGUAUGUGCUGCCAUCAGCACCAGCACUUCCAGCCAUCCCACAGUUGAUAAUUUUGCUGAUUUUUGUAAAAAAGAAAAAAACAUGUCUAUAAAAGCCA
This is a messenger RNA of Phalacrocorax carbo (great cormorant), 1185 nucleotides long. The record is from RefSeq and is a predicted model, not a curated record. Lineage: Eukaryota; Metazoa; Chordata; Aves; Suliformes; Phalacrocoracidae.